UGACGUGCGCCGCCGCGUAGGGGCCCGCGGCGCCCGCCCACCCCCGGGAGGCUCGCCCGGGCUGCGGUGAAGAGGACGCUCCGUAGACUCGGCGCCAGCCGGCUCCCUUUCCCCGCUCUGCGACCGCCGCGGCGAACAUGGCCUCAGGAGUGCAAGUUGCCGAUGAAGUAUGUCGCAUUUUUUAUGACAUGAAAGUUCGGAAGUGCUCCACGCCAGAAGAAAUCAAGAAAAGAAAGAAGGCUGUCAUCUUCUGUCUCAGUGCAGAUAAAAAGUGCAUCAUCGUGGAGGAAGGCAAGGAGAUUUUGGUGGGAGAUGUUGGUGUCACCAUAACCGAUCCUUUCAAGCAUUUUGUGGGGAUGCUUCCUGAAAAAGAUUGUCGCUAUGCUCUGUAUGAUGCAAGCUUUGAAACAAAGGAAUCCAGAAAAGAGGAGUUGAUGUUUUUCCUGUGGGCACCAGAACUAGCUCCUCUGAAGAGUAAAAUGAUCUAUGCGAGCUCCAAGGAUGCCAUCAAAAAGAAGUUCCAAGGCAUAAAACACGAAUGUCAAGCAAAUGGGCCAGAAGACCUCAAUCGGGCUUGUAUUGCUGAAAAGCUAGGUGGAUCCCUAAUUGUAGCUUUUGAAGGAUGCCCUGUGUAGACCAUCAUCUGGUGCCACAAAUCGAAAGCUUCCGUGUUUAAUGUUAUCCUCUUGCUAUGUAUAAGUAAAGCAGAUAAUGUUUAGGCUAGGGACUCACUGAAGGGGAGCUGUCUUGUCAUUUGUGGGGGUAAACUAUUCUAUGAACAUGUGCAAAUGGCCCUAAAUAAAUCUACACUCUAAAACUUUAUUGGUGUGAAAUUAACUUCUUACUGGCCAAAUGCCUGUUUGGAUGAGUUGGCUGGUUAUAAACAUUUUUGUUAAAGCUCAUUAUUUUUAAUAUUUAAUAGUGCAGUUCACAAACCAGUAGAAGGCCACAUGAAGAGAAUUACUGUAUCUUUGUUAACCCCAGCAGGUAUUUACUUUUUGCUUUUUUGCUUAGAGAUUUGGUCAUAAUCUGGUUGUAUUUUUGGCCCAAAUGUCUUUAUUCCUUUGAGAUAAAUUGAAUCAUGGAAAGUAGUUCUCCUCACAACAUGUAACAACACUGAAGUACUAACUUGGUGAUUCUACUGGAUGCAUGGUGGAGACCGCCUUGAAGGGUGUAGGCUUCGAACCAGCGCUGGCCUUGCAGGGCACUGUUGCAGCCCAUAGUUGGCAGAGGAAGCCGCUCCCGAGCCUGGGGCCGCUCACGCACAGGUCUGGUCAGGAGGCUGUUCUGAGAGCGGCCUCGCACCCUGGAUUCAGGAGAGUGUGCACCAUCUUAUAACAGCAAAUUGUAAAGCAGAUCUGGGCUCCAGCGUAACCCAGUUUGUUAAUGAAAACGGUGAGGGUGAUGUAUUGACAGACUGCGACUCGGUACUGUCUUUAACUAAUUAUGUCUCCUUCAGAACUCUGUUGCUUCUGCUAUAAUAAAGUAUGGAAGAAUGUUUUUUACUCUAGGGCCCGGGAGAACUUCCUCUCCUAGAGUAGCUUGCAGCUGUACAUGCAGUGGGGAGCAGGUGUGAUGGACAACACGGGAGGCCACGCUGAGCACCCCUAGAAGUGACUGUCCUUCACAUCACAGGCAUAACACUGAACAACCUAGAGAUGCACAAACAGUGGAAUUUAGAAAUAGCAGUACUGGCUUUAUGUAAUAAAGGAAGCAUUUGUAACUUC
Molecule: messenger RNA, 1727 nt
Organism: Capra hircus (goat)
Lineage: Eukaryota; Metazoa; Chordata; Mammalia; Artiodactyla; Bovidae
Gene: DSTN
Product: destrin, actin depolymerizing factor
Exons: 4
Coding region: 138-635 (165 amino acids)
Biological process (GO): cell motility; actin filament severing; actin filament fragmentation
Cellular component (GO): actin cortical patch; cytoplasm; actin cytoskeleton
Molecular function (GO): actin filament binding
Source: RefSeq, a predicted model, not a curated record